Molecule: messenger RNA, 1702 nt
Organism: Cyprinodon variegatus (sheepshead minnow)
Lineage: Eukaryota; Metazoa; Chordata; Actinopteri; Cyprinodontiformes; Cyprinodontidae
Gene: nsun5
Product: NOP2/Sun RNA methyltransferase family member 5
Exons: 4
Coding region: 166-1671 (501 amino acids)
Biological process (GO): rRNA base methylation
Cellular component (GO): nucleolus
Molecular function (GO): methyltransferase activity
Source: RefSeq, a predicted model, not a curated record
GGGUCACCAGCCUUCCCCUCACGUGGUUGAACCAAGGAGGAAUCCAGGAUGAUCGCAUGAGGAAAAUAAACCAGUUUGUUCUCCUAAUGUCAGCGGAUCGCAGGAUCGGAGAAAAUUAAACAACUUUCUAAACAAAGUGUUGCUAAGGCAGGACCUUCCGCCAUCAUGGCGCUGUACAUCAAAGCUGCGGAGAUCCUGGAGAAAGCGGAGAUGAAACAGGGCGCCCUGAAGACUCUGGUUUACGACAGUAAGUUUUCCAACAUCAAGCAGCUCUUCGCUCUGGUUUGCGAGACGCAGAAGUUCUCCUCCAUCCUGCAGGAGAUCAUCGAGAGCACCAAGCUGCUGAAGCCCACCAAGCUGAAGAUGCCCCUGGCCAAGGUGCUGGUAUAUGACCUCCUGAUCGGCCAGGGGCUGAAAUGCGGCGGUACCUGGAAGGCCAAGAUGAUGAAGCAUCGGGCCCGCCUGCAGGCGGAACUGGCCCGCAUGAAGGUGAGGAGAAAAGUCAGCAGGAAUGAGGAUCUCCUUCCAGCCAGCGCCAAGCAGAACCCCGGGGACCAGCUGCCCAGAUAUGUCCGUGUGAACACACUGAAGACCACCGUGGAGGAUGCUGUGGACUACCUGAAGAGGGAUGGUUUCUCCUACCUGGGUCAGGCCGUGAAGCUGGAUAACUUCACCCUGAAGAACAAGCAGUUUGUGAUUGACCUGCACCUGCCAGAGCUCCUGGUGUUCUCUCCAAAGACAGACUUCCAUGAUCACUUCCUGUACAAGGCAGGUCACAUCAUCCUGCAGGACAAAGCCAGCUGCCUCCCUGCUUAUCUCCUUAACCCCCCACCUGGCAGCCAUGUCAUUGAUGCCUGUGCUGCCCCUGGCAAUAAAACCAGCCACCUGGCAGCCAUCAUGAAGAACAGAGGGAAGCUGUUUGCAUUUGAUCUGGAUGGGAAGCGUUUGGCCACCAUGUCAACCCUACUGCUCAGAGCGGGGGUCACCUGCCACCAGCUGGCCAACCAGGACUUCCUAAAGGUGGAUCCCGAUGGUUCACAGUAUAAAGAUGUGGAAUACAUCCUGCUGGAUCCAUCCUGCAGUGGAUCAGGGAUGGUUUGCCUACGGGACAACUCUGCAGCAAACCAGGAGGAGGAAAAAGCUCGCCUGGCAUCUCUGGCUUCCUUCCAGCUGCGGUGCCUGAACCACGGCCUCAGGUUCCCCCGCCUGAAGCGCCUGGUCUACUCCACCUGCUCCAUCCACAGCCAGGAGAACGAGGAAGUCAUUGCUGCCUGUCUGCAGCAGAACCCCAACUUCAGGUUAGUGCCACUGCUGCCCCAGUGGCCUGAACGAGGCCUGGAGCCGCUUCCACAGUGUUUACGUGCCAGUACCAGCAAAACUCUCACACAUGGCUUUUUUGUUGCUCUGCUGGAGAAAGUUAGUGACACCAGUAAUAUAAAGGAGAAACCUGCAGAUCCAGUCAGUGAUGUUGAGAACGUCCUGCCUGCUGCAAAGAUACCUGAUGCUGCUGCGGAGGAAAAGCCUGGUUCUGCUGUAGAGGAAAACCCUGAAUCCUCAGAUGCUGAGGAGAUGGUGACAUUACCAGCAGAGGACACUAAUGGUGAUGCACCCAGUAAGAAAAGGAGGAGAAAAAGAAAAAAGAAGAAGAAGAAUUUAUCCAAAGCAGAAUGAAACUUUAAUACUUUCUCUGUAAAUGUAAAAU